CUCUUCUCCCUCUUUUCUCUCUUUCCCAAGUUUCUUGAGGGUAUUUUAUUUUCCAGGCAACCAAACAAAUAGAAACAUGAGUGACAUACUAACUGAAGAACAGGUUGCUGAGUUCAAAGAAGCCUUCGAUUUCUUCGACAAAGAUGGGGAUGGUUGCAUUACAGUGGAAGAGUUGGCAACAGUGAUAAGAUCCCUGGAUCAAAAUCCAUCAGAAGAAGAGCUUCAAGACAUGAUAAAUGAAGCUGAUGCUGAUGGAAAUGGAACUAUCGAGUUCUCUGAGUUCCUGAACUUAAUGGCCAAGAAAAUGCAGGAAAGUGAUGCAGAGGAGGAACUUAGAGAGGCUUUCAAGGUUUUUGACAAAGAUCUAAAUGGAUAUAUUUCAGCUUCUGAGCUGAGGAAUGUGAUGAUGAAGCUUGGUGAGAAAUUGAGUGAUGAGGAGGUUGAGCAGAUGAUCAAAGAAGCAGAUUUGGACGGUGAUGGUCAAGUUAACUAUGAUGAAUUUGUGAAGAUGAUGACCACCAUUGGAUGAAC
Hibiscus syriacus is the source of this 531-nucleotide messenger RNA. Its product is annotated as calmodulin-like protein 8. Gene Ontology annotation, molecular function: calcium ion binding; enzyme regulator activity. The transcript has 4 exons. Lineage: Eukaryota; Viridiplantae; Streptophyta; Magnoliopsida; Malvales; Malvaceae. The coding region runs from base 77 to 529 and encodes 150 amino acids. The record is from RefSeq and is a predicted model, not a curated record.